AUGUCUGCAGCAGUCGGUCCCUUUAUUGCUCAGCUUCAGCAGCUCCCAGCUCGCUCUCGUCAGGGCCUGAACAACCUCCGACAGCGACUCUUCCAGCAAGAAGCAAAGCCUAAGAAGGAGGGCCAGCUUCUUCGCACCUCGCUGAACGUCCACCGUCCCGUCUGGGUUACUGCGGGAGGUGGUGUCUACACCAGCCUGGCAGCCGUCUACCUCACCAUGCGAUACCUCAAACGUGUGAGGUAG
Messenger RNA from Penicillium oxalicum, 243 nucleotides. RefSeq lists its product as uncharacterized. Lineage: Eukaryota; Fungi; Ascomycota; Eurotiomycetes; Eurotiales; Aspergillaceae. The coding region runs from base 1 to 243 and encodes 80 amino acids. The record is from RefSeq and is a predicted model, not a curated record. The transcript is spliced from 2 exons.